AUGGCACUCACCCCGGUAAUCAGGAAGUGCUUCGAGAGGCUGGUCAUGGGCCACACCAAGCCCUUCAUAGUGACCUGGAACAUCCCAAAGCUGGUCUGUAACAGGUACAACAUCUCCCUGGACACUUCCCCCUACAGAGGCGUGGCCACACCUGCCAAGGUGCCAGGUCAGUUCCUGUCUCUUUUCUAUACUGACCGACUGGGGCUCUACCCCCACGUGGACCUGCCUUCCAGGCAGCAGUUCUACGGAGGCAUCCCCCAGAGAGGAAACCUUAGGGCCAGUCUGGCCAAGGCCCGGGCUGACAUCAACUACUACAUCCCCUCCAAGACGGCCCGUGGCCUUGCUGUGAUCGACUGGGAGGACUGGCGCCCCCUGUGGGCCAGGAACUGGGGCUCCAAGUGGAUCUACAGGACCCUAUCAGUGACCCAUGCCCGCCAGAGGGACCGCUCCCUCACAGCCUGGCGGGCCACGGCUACGGCCAAGAAGCAGUUCCAGGCAGCAGCCCGCAGCUACAUGGCAGAGACUCUGUCCUUGGGUAGCCGCCUUAGGCCCAACUACCAGUGGGGAUUCUACCUGUUCCCCAACUGUUAUAACCAUGGAUGGAUGGAGCCGGGAUACACAGGGAGAUGUACCAAGGAGGUGAUGGGGCAGAACGAUGAGCUGCUCUGGCUGUGGGAGGCAAGUUCCGCACUCUACCCCUCUAUAUACCUGCAGGCGUCUCUAGGGGACAGGCAUAGCGCUGCCCGCUUGGUGAGAAACCGAGUCCAAGAGGCGCUGAGGGUGGCUGCCCUGCCCGCCCGGCCCACCACCGCACCCGUCUACGUGUACACACGACCCGUCUUCAUCGACCAGAACAGACGCUUCCUCAGCCAGGGGGACCUGGUCAGCACCAUCGGGGAGAGUGCUGCCGUGGGGGCCUCAGGAGCCGUGCUGUGGGGGGCCAGUGCCGACUACGAUGACAAGGCGUCCUGUCAGGCUCUUUCCUCGUACCUCACCACCACGCUCAACCCCUACGUCGCCAACGUGACAGCCGCCGCCCAGCUCUGCGGCGACUUCCUGUGCCAGGGGAACGGGCGCUGCGUCCGGAAGCACUACGAGUCGGCCCACUACCUCCACCUGUCCUCAGGGAACUUCCGUAUCCUCCGGGCUAGGGGCACCUACAUGGUCCUGGGGACGCCCAGUCUGGCUGACCUGGCUCUCUUCUCCAGGAGGUUCACCUGUCAAUGCUAUGCAGGACGGACAUGUUCCCCCAAGCUGCCCAUACACCUGUCUAAAGCACUGGUGUUUAGACUGAAGCAUCAGGGUCUGUCCGACAAGACUAAGACACUGAAUAAAGUGAUCGCUGAUAUGGAACAGUCAACCAUUGAAGAGAACUUGAAAAAACACUGA
Molecule: messenger RNA, 1389 nt
Organism: Oncorhynchus gorbuscha (pink salmon)
Lineage: Eukaryota; Metazoa; Chordata; Actinopteri; Salmoniformes; Salmonidae
Product: hyaluronidase PH-20-like
Exons: 7
Coding region: 1-1389 (462 amino acids)
Biological process (GO): hyaluronan catabolic process; carbohydrate metabolic process
Cellular component (GO): acrosomal vesicle
Molecular function (GO): hyalurononglucosaminidase activity
Source: RefSeq, a predicted model, not a curated record